Messenger RNA from Rubroshorea leprosula, 922 nucleotides. NCBI's taxonomy places the organism in Eukaryota, Viridiplantae, Streptophyta, Magnoliopsida, Malvales, Dipterocarpaceae. The record is from the annotation of a GenBank genome assembly.
AAUUAUUGUGCCGUCCGAACUCAUGAAACAUCAAUCUCACGUUAGCAUGACUUUCUUUUAAAAAAAAAAAACUAAUAAUAAUAUUAGCAUUACUUUAGUCUUCGGUUAUUCAGUCUUCUUCUUCUUUCCUGUGUAAACUUCCAUAUCCUGCUAUUUUCCGAGUUUUAUUUUUGAGAACAUGACGAAGCCCAUAAAGAAAACAUCUCCUCGCGAUGAAGCUGAACUGGUGGAGGUUCAUGGGAGCACUGAAGCUGAGGUUUCUUCUCAUCGAUCACGAAAAAGAUACCGGCCGGCUAAAAUCGUUGAGGCUUCAUCAGAUCAAACCCAAAAGGGAGGCCGGAGGACUGAAGUCGAGUAUAGGUCGAUGGUAUUGGGUUCAUCUGAGCACAUUUCCAAUGGGGUUAGCGGAAUGUCAAAGCAAGAAAUUCUGGCUGAGUUUAAGAAGACAAGGGAGCACUUAGAAGAAUUGAGAAGGGAGAAUGAAGAAUUGAGAAGGGAGAAGGAGGAGCUCAAUUCUAGGGUUACUGAUAUAGAGACAAUGAUAAGAGCAAUGACACCAAAGAAGUGAUAGAAUCUGCAGGGGAUGAUGACCUUGGAGCCAGCGUGGCUGGUUUCACGCAGGAACCGACGCGAUGGGGCAAAACAUAUUAAUGAGUCCAGCUUACCGACUUUUACAGUAAAAGUUUUGCUAGUGCAGCAGUGGAACUUUUAAUUUUCCUAAUCACGUAGUUUAACUCAUCAUUUUUACCAUUUUUACCAAGCAAGGAGUUAUUGGGUGUCUAUCAAGGAGUUAUUUACGGAUUCCCUCAGUAGCCUCAUCAGUUUGAUUUAUGUUUUAAAUUUUUACAAACAUAUUUAAACUUUAUUAUUUUCUGCUUUUAAAUUUUGGAGCAAUGAUAUUUACUAAACUUUAUGCUUUUUU